Paramuricea clavata is the source of this 3086-nucleotide messenger RNA. The record is from the annotation of a GenBank genome assembly. NCBI's taxonomy places the organism in Eukaryota, Metazoa, Cnidaria, Anthozoa, Malacalcyonacea, Plexauridae.
AUGGCAAACUUCAUGGAUGUGAUGACGAGACGCACUGUGGCGAUUGAUGAGCAGUUAAACCAGAUUACUUUUCGGCAGAUCCAACAGAAUCGUGAAAAGAUGAGGUCUAUUAUUAAGACCGUAGUGUUUUGUGGUCAGAAUGCAGUGGCUUUACGUGGUGCAAGAGAUGACAAUCCUGACGACGAAACUCUUCAGGGCAAUUUCCAAGCUUUGUUGGCUUUUCGUGUUGAUAGUGGAGACAAGACGCUGCAAGAACACUUUGAGAAUGCCCCUCGAAAUGCCACCUACCGUUCAAAAACAAUCCAGAACGAGAUUAUUAACACUGUUGGCAGUUACAUUACUGCAAAAAUAUCUGCAGAAAUUAAAGAAAGCAAGCUGUUUUCAGUGUUGGCAGUCGAGGCAGCUGAUAUAUCCAACAAAGAGCAGCUUUCCUUAGUCCUACGAUUUGUCGAUUCAAGUCAGCAGAUUCGAGAGGAGUUUGUUGGUUUCUACCAUUGUGAAGAUGGAACCAGUGGAGUGGCAUUGAAAGAGAUGAUUAUGAAAGCUGUAGCUGACCUUGGUUUACCAAUGGCUAACUGGAGAGGUCAAUCCUAUGAUGGUGCUGGCAAUAUGGCAGGAAAGUACAAUGGUGUUUCGUCACUUAUCCAAGGUCAGUUUAGCAAAGUUUUAUAUGUUCAUUGCAUGAACCACCCCCUCAAUCUCUGUGUUGCCGAUACUUCCUCUGAAUAUUUAGUUAAAGACAUGAUGUCUGUUGUAAGCAGUCUUUCCUCUUUCUUCUCUGGCUCUCCUAAACGGCAACAGCAUUUAAAAGAGAAGGUUAAGUCUUUAUUGCCUGCUUCCAAGCAUGAAGUUUUAAUUAAUGUUUGUGAGACCAGGUGGAUUGCUCGCCUUGAUGGCUUGAAUAGAAUUGUUGAGCUCCUUCUCCCAGUUGUAUGUACGAUAGAAGAUAUUGCACACAAUAGGAAAGGGGGGGACGAAGAAUCUGAUUCUGGUGAUUGGAAUCAAAAUAGCAAAGCAGCUGCUAAAAAGAUGCUGCCCUCUAUAACUUUUCAAUUUGUUGUUACUUUGGUCAUAGUUAGAUAUAUAUUAGACUUAACUAGACCUGCACUGUAAAGCUGCAAAGAAAAGAAAUGGACCUUUUGAAGGCUCAUUCAGAAAUUUCAUCUUUGAAGAAAAAUCUUCAAGACUUGAGGUCCAACAUUGAUAGAGAACACCAUAAACUCUAUCAGGAGGCAGUGGAACUUGCAGCUACAAUUGGGCUUGACCCCUUUAGGCCUAGAAUUAUUCCAGUGCAAGCACAUAGAAAUAAUAAUCCAUCAGAUUCUAUUAAAGGGCAUUAUAGAGUUAAUCUUUCUGUUGUUUUUCUUGAUCAUGCUUUAAAUCAACUUGAAACUAGGUUCCCUCCUGAAGCCUAUACAUGUUACAGUGGGUUUUCUAUAGUUCCCACUGUUAUGUUGGCAAACCCAUCCACAUGGAAAAAUUCUGUUACACUAUUUUGCCAACAUUAUUCUAGUGACAUCCCAAAUGUCAUUGGUUUGCCUGCCGAAUUAACUUUAUGGCAAAGAAGAUGGAAAGAUAAGGUUGAGGAAGUUGGUAUAGACAAACUUCCUGACAGGGUAUCCAAAACACUAAUAUCUGUAGACCCUGUAGCUUUUCCAAAUAUUUUUACUGUAUUAAAGAUAUUGGCAACUAUUCCUGUCACCUCCUGUAGCUGUGAAAGGUCAAUUUCAUCUCUCAGACUUCUUAAGAACUAUUUAAGGAACACUACAGGCCAGGAAAGACUAAAUGGUUUGACCCUAAUGCAUGCACAUAAGGCAAUUUCUCUGGAUUAUGAACAGAUCAUUGAUCUGUUUGCUACCCUUCAUCCAAGAAGAAUGAGAAUGGUGCAUAUUUUAUGUAGUGAUGACUAAAUUGACUAAUUAUUCAUGACUAUAUGACAUGUUAAUUUAUGUACAAAUGUGCAUGAUUAAUUGAAUAUUAAAUGCACAUACAGUAUAUAUUUGAUUAAAUGCAUACAGCCAUAAAGAACAAUAUUAAGCUAGCAACUUAAUACACAUGAAUUUAUAAAAUGUUUCACAUUUUGUUAGGCACAUUUGUAUGUGUUUUAAAUAUUUCCCGAUAAUCCCAUCCUUGACUUCUAAGUUUCUUCUUUGGAAGUGGUGGUUUGCUUUGACAUAUACUGAAAAACUGAAAUGUUACUUUGCUAACAAUGGUCAACUGCAUACGAUUCAGAUCAUCCAGUGAGAUGUUAUAUAACUUUGAAAGAACAGUGGUAGUUGUGUGCCAAUUGUCAUUGUCAUCUUACAUUACUGACGUGAAGUCACAGUGAAGAUAGCACAAGAACAAAUGAACAAUGACAUAUUCAUAUUGAUCAUUGACAUAAAGUAUAACGAACUUAAAAAAAGAACUUAAAGGUUCUUUUUUAGAGACUGCAAAUGCCUCAAAAAAAAAAGAACUUUAAUUGUUAAUUUGUGUUUAUUCCAGGACCUGGACCCCCCUCCCUCCCCUUAGCUAACUCGCGCCUCACGGUGAGAGCUAGUGUUGUCUUGGAAACUAGUCACAAGAACGUCUAGAUCCAUCCCUGCGCAAAACUAUCUAUUACACACUGAGCGUAUAGAUAUCUCCCAAAAAUGUAGCUCCCAUUUUAUAAAUCGGAGUGUACUGUAGUUGCCCCUGUAGACUGCGACUAAAAGUCAUGAAUAUGUAAGUCAUUGUAAGUAAAGUCCCACAUGCACAUACACACGUCGCAAGUAAAAUGGAAAUGUCCUUGGUAUCCAAUAUAUUAUUAAUUAUUAUGCAUAAAUGAGAGAUGUUUACCAUGAGAUACAGAAGAUAAAUCUCUUCCAUCCAAUUUCUUGAUGUGAACUGCAGCCAUCGUGGAAUAGGAAAGGAAAGAUGGCCCGCUUCACCGCUGAAAAAUACCGAAAUUUCCAAUCACGUGACUAUACUUAAAUUAACUUGCGCGCGCAAAUAACGUAUUUCGCAUAAUUAAUUUCAACUAUAAAUUAUUCCAGGAAGCAAUAAAAACUCUUAUCGCUGUGGCAAUAAGUUCCCUUACUGAAUGUCAUAUCUUGACACAGAGGGAG